Messenger RNA from Juglans regia (Persian walnut), 1023 nucleotides. RefSeq lists its product as uncharacterized. The record is from RefSeq and is a predicted model, not a curated record. The coding region runs from base 7 to 726 and encodes 239 amino acids. Gene Ontology annotation, cellular component: nucleus. The transcript has 3 exons. Gene Ontology annotation, molecular function: 8-oxo-7,8-dihydroguanine DNA N-glycosylase activity. Gene Ontology annotation, biological process: DNA repair; base-excision repair, AP site formation. Lineage: Eukaryota; Viridiplantae; Streptophyta; Magnoliopsida; Fagales; Juglandaceae.
UUGGACAUGGCCAAAGCUCUUUGUGAGCUUCAAUCACAAUUAGCCAAUGGCAGUCUGAUAUCCACGAAAUGUGAAGAUUUAAACAAAAAAUCUCUAAAUAAAGGGUCAAAGAGAAAGCGAGCUGCAACUGAAAAACUAACCGAGGACAAAAAAUGUGCCGAAGAUUGUUCAGAUUCUCAGAUGUUAAAUGGCAAAAGUACUACGUCUUUAGGGAAUUUCCCGAGCUCGAGAGAACUUGUUAGCCUGGACGAGUAUUUCUUGGAAAAGCAUUGCAAUCUUGGGUAUCGAGCAAAACGCAUUCUACAACUCGCUAAACAUGUGGAGAGUGGAAAGCUUGACCUUCAAAAAUUUGAAAAGGAGUCUAAUCGCGUAUCUGCCCAGGAAGUAUUUGUCAAAUUGAAGAGAAUUAAAGGGUUCGGUCCGUUUGCAUGCGCCAACUUGAUGAUGUCCAUGGGAUUUUAUGAAAUGGUUCCCAUGGAUUCUGAAACUAGACGUCAUUUACAACAGGUUCACGGGAGAGAGAAGGAGAAUGUCAAGGAAUCUAUUAAAGAUCUUUACAAUAAAUAUGCACCAUUUCAGAGUUUGGCAUACUGGUUCGAGCUCGUGGAGGACUACGAAAAGAAAUUUGGAAAGUUAAGCGAGUUGCCAAGCUCUAGGUAUCAUAUUGUCACUUCAACUCGAUCGGAUUCAAGGGUACCACUUGGGUUGUCUGCUGAGACGUCAUAAUUGAAUUCCAGGCAUUUUGAUCGACCAUCCUAUAUUAACAUUUCUCUUUGUCCAAUCAAUCAUGUAUUAACCCAAGAGAACAGCAUGGCACUAUGUUUUCGCUUUACUUAAUUCAUGAUUAGUCGACACAGUAGUGGCAGUAAUUACAUUUACCGAGCUUUUCAAUGAACAUUUAUAUAAUGAUUCUGGGUUGCUGUGUUUGUUGGAAUUUAACACGCUUAAUUACCAUUUAUUGGGACUGAUAUCUGGAUAUUCACUGAAUUUGUCUUCUCUCUCAUGAAUGAUUUUAUGGCUUCA